Molecule: messenger RNA, 4315 nt
Organism: Larimichthys crocea (large yellow croaker)
Lineage: Eukaryota; Metazoa; Chordata; Actinopteri; Sciaenidae
Gene: csgalnact1a
Product: chondroitin sulfate N-acetylgalactosaminyltransferase 1a
Exons: 8
Coding region: 705-2480 (591 amino acids)
Cellular component (GO): Golgi cisterna membrane
Molecular function (GO): glucuronosyl-N-acetylgalactosaminyl-proteoglycan 4-beta-N-acetylgalactosaminyltransferase activity
Source: RefSeq, a predicted model, not a curated record
AGCGGUACAAACGCUCACACCCGCUCCUGCACUCGGCAAGUGUCGGCUGUAAGACCGGAGGAGGGCUGCAGGACGGGGACGCAGCACCGGGUCAAAACAAAACCUCCAGUCAGGAUGGACUGAGGGAACAACUGCGGGGACAAGAGGUCAGUUGGCCCGGUCAGAGGGAAAACAACAUGAGGAAACCACCGCCGGCCAGCGUGGAUUUGUUUUCUCAUAAAACGUAACAUUUUUGUCCCAUGCAUCACCCUGCUUCAUCAGGGCUGAUGUGGAAUAUUCAACUGUUCCAGUUAGUUUCCUGAGACACUUCUGGUAACAGGCAAGCAGACAGGAAGCGGACAUCAUGGACUGACUGAGAGAGUCGGGACACAUGUGAACAGAUGAGUCACAUCUGACUGAUGGAUGAUGUAACAAUGUAAUGAUGCCUUUUCGCCGACCUUGGAGCUAAUUGGACCAAGAGAAAGUGUUUUUACAAGCUCAUACGUUCACUUUGCCAAUGACAAAACAAGUUACAAUCUCAGCGGCAGCGGAGAGGCAAUGACCUAAUUCAGAUUAAAAGGCCUCAUACUGAUAAGUAGCCGGCCUCCUCACUGGGUGAUGGAACAUAAUCACAAAUGGACUCUUAUCAUCGUGGCUGGAGUGUGUGAGGUUACAUGAUAUUUGUGUGUGUAUGUGUGGAUGGCUGUUUUAGUCAGUGAGUCUUGAUGCUACAUGCAGCAAUGUUGCGGCGUGGACUACUAGCCUGGGUGUCCCGUGUUGGAGGUGUGCUGGUGAUCCUCUGCUGCUCCCUGUCGCUCCUCUAUGUGAUGAACUGCAGUCCGCCGCACUCUGAUGACCCUCCGCUGAGUCAUGCCCUGCCCCGCGCUGGACCCAUCCACCCCAGCCUGGGGGGCACAGGGCCAGGAAUCGGAGCAGGAGGGACAGGAGGAGCUGGUGUUGCUCAGAUCGGUGGACCCCCUGGCGUUCAGUCUUAUCAGUUGCUCCUCCAAGAGCGUGAAGAGCAGCAUCGCCUCCACAUCUCCUCCUUGAAGAAGCAGAUUGCUCAGCUCAAGGAGGCCUUGCAGGAGCGUAGCCAGCAGCUGAAGGGAGUGCAGGAAAGCCUGAAGAGAGCCAGCGGGGGCCCAAUAGAUGGACCAGAAACCGGGGCUGGUUCGCAGGGUGGUGGUCUUGGGGAGGCUCAUGGAACCAAAGGCCAGCAGGCAGAUCUGCAGGAUUUCCUGCGAAGCCAGCUGUCGAAGGCCGAGGUGACCGCCGGCAUCAGGUUGCCCAGCGAGUACGCUGUGGUGCCCUUUGAGAGUUUCACCCUGCAGAGGGUGUACCAGCUGGAGAUGGGACUGACACGUCACCCAGAGGAGAAACCUGUGAGGAAGGACAAGAGAGAGGAGCUCGGGGAGGUGCUGGAGAUGGCCCUGCACAGCCUCAACACACCAUUAUCCCAGCAAGACAGCAGGGGUGUGGCGGAAAAGACUCAAACGAGCAAAGUGUACUCAUCAUCCGACUUCGUAGAAGGUAUCACCCGGACAGAGAAGGACAAAGGGACGUUGUACGAGCUGACCUUCAGAGGCGAGUCAAGUCAUGAAUUCAGGCGUAUGGUCCUCUUUCGUCCCUUUGGACCACUGAUGAAGGUGAAAAACGAGAGGGUGGACACAGCCAACGUCCCAAUCAACAUCAUUGUCCCGCUGUCCAGACGCACAGACAAGUUCAAGCAGUUCAUGCACAACUUCAGGGAAGUCUGUGUGCGUCAGGACGGCCGUGUCCAUCUGACGGUGGUGUAUUUUGGGAAAGAGCAGAUGAGCGAAGUCCGCAGCACUCUGGAGAACACGUCCAGGGAAGUGAAUUUUAAGAACUACACUCUGCUGCAGCUGGACGAAGAGUUUUCUCGAGGACGAGGUCUGGAUGUAGGAGCCAGAGCCUGGAAGGGAAGCAACGUGCUUCUUUUCUUCUGUGACGUGGACAUCUACUUCAACGCUGACUUCCUCAACACCUGCCGACUCAACACACAGCCCGGUAAAAAGGUGUUCUACCCGGUCCUAUUCAGCCAGUAUAACCCCACUCUGAUCUAUGGAAGUGCUGAACACAUCCCACCUGUGGAGCAACAGCUGGUGAUCAAGAAAGACACCGGGUUCUGGAGGGAUUUUGGUUUCGGCAUGACCUGCCAAUACAGAUCCGACUUCAUAAACAUAGGAGGUUUUGACAUCGACAUCAAAGGCUGGGGUGGUGAAGAUGUCCACCUGUACAGAAAGUACCUCCAUAGCAACCUUUUAGUGGUCCGAGCACCCUCUCGUGGCUUGUUCCACCUGUGGCACGAGAAACAUUGCGCAGAUGAGCUCCCUCCAGACCAGUACCGCAUGUGCAUGCAGUCCAAGGCCAUGAACGAGGCCUCGCACGGGCAGUUGGGGAUGCUGUUCUUCAGGCACGAGAUCGAAGCUCACCUCCGCAAACAGAAACAACAGCAAAACUCAAACCCCAAGAAGACAUAAAGACUUACAGUCGGUUGAAUUAUAAUCACCAAAAUGACUGCAAUCACUUGAUUUAAUCUGAACUACAUCAGAUUUUAAAGGAAUACAUUUCGGAAAAUGUGCUUAUUCUAUUGCUGAGAGGGGAGACUACUACAUAUGGAGCUAGAGCCAGGAGGUGAUUAGCAUAGCUUAACAUAAAGAGUGGAAACAGGGGGAAACAGCUAGCCUGGCUCUGUCAGAAGGUGGGAAAAGCUGCAUACCAGCACCUAUAAAGAUUGCAUUAUAUCUUUUAGCCAUAUAAGAAGUGUAAAAAUAUCUUGUGGUCUUACGGGUGGUCAAGUGCUGGACUAUUUCUUGGCCGAAAAAAGUAAUAGAACAAAAAAGAUUUUGUUCCGUAGGACAGAGCCUUCCCUUUGCUUCCAGUCUUCGUACUUAACUAAGCCAACAUCUGCUGGCUGUAGCUCUAUAUUUAGCAUCCAGAUUGAAGAAUCGUAUCAAUCUUCUCAUCUGACUCAGCAAGAAAGCCAAUAGGCAUGUUUCCCCAAAAUGUCAAAUGUUGAACCUUUAAUGAAAAAAUGUGAAGACUUUUUUUUUUCUUUUUACUUUUCGAGAACUCUGAGCACUUUGUUGCUCUGGAAAGGACAACAUAAAAUUAAGAUGACUUUGAGGAAUUCAUCUACGCAGUUGGAGUGGACUUUGGUUGGACAUGAAUCAACCAGAUCUCCUGUUUGAAACAUCCAUCUGUAGCUUAAUAUCCAUUUGUAAUUUCCUCUGUAACUUCAGCAACGCCUUUCAGAAAGAAUACACAGAACCUAAGUUUGUGCUAUGAAGUUUCUCUGAACCGUGUGCCUUCUGUGAAUGAAACCCAAACACUGUCUCUUUAGGGUGGUCAGUAAAACUGAGGGCUUUUAUAUGUAGGGAAACAGAGCCACCUAGUGGAGUGAAAGUGAACAACAUGUUGGUGAAUAAACAAUGAAGGACUUGUUUAAAGCCUGAAAUGGCCUUGUAAAACACGUUUUGUUAUAUAAAUUAUUGAUCAGUACUCUUCAUCCAUUUUAUUUAUGUAUGUUAUUAUUUUGUAAAUGCCACCAUUUAUAAGGAUUAUGAAUUCUGAUGCAGUUAUUGCCUGGACAGUAUUAUGUGUAGGCCAUUCACCUUUAUUACGAAAUGAGAGUGAUGCUGAGUCAAAGAAAAACAUAGUAUGAAUGACAAUUUCUGUUAAGUAUUUGACAGUUUUUCCACAAAAGCCUUAUAUAUUUAUGUCCAAAAUAUAUCUAAAGAUAAGUUUAUUUUUUAAAAUGUUUAAUUUAAAGACAUACUGUAGACUAAUGUGUGUGUUUUUUUGUGGUUUCUUUUUACAUAACUAAUUCGUGGAUAGAAAAAAUAAAAUCAGUGACUGACAGUAAGUCAGUCCACUGCACGGACACUGACGAUGACUUAAGUUAAGUCAGAAUGAAACUAUUGAUCUUAAUAUUUUUAUUUCUCUCAAUCAAAUGUGGCUCUCGUGUACCUUGUCAUAAAUAUACACACAGAGUUUGUUAAUGAAGAGAUAAUGUGGCAUUACAUGUUACUGCACAGUCACAGAAACUGGAGAUGUUACAAACUUAGAGAUACGACUGCUUUGAUGGUUACUGCAUUUGCUUUAAUAGACUCCCAUAAAUCUUGUUCCAGCACUUCUUCAGUCAAUCAAAACAAGCUGUACAUUUGGUGGAUGACCAAAGAUGUGAAAAAAAGGCACUUUUGUUUUUAUUAUUUGCCAUUGAAACAUUCCUUGUAAUAACACAUUGAAUGCCUUUCUUUACUUUAUUUUUUCACUUCAUGUAAAUUAGUCAAAUAAAACAUAUUUGUGCAUUGUG